AUGCAGGUCCUCUUCCUCAACCUCAAGAGCAAGGACAAUAAUCUCCGCAACCGUGUUGUCUCAGGCGAGAUCACUCCCGCGCGCCUCUCCACCAUGGAGAGCAGCGAGAUGGCGUCCGCACAGAGGAGACAGGCCGACGAGAAGCUCAUGGAGGAGAACAUGAGGACCGCCAUGAUGGCCAAAUCCGAGAAGUCUAUCAGCGACCAACUCACCUGUGGAAAAUGCGGUCAAAAAAAGGUUUCGUAUACCCAGGCGCAGACCAGAUCUGCCGAUGAACCUAUGACUACAUUCUGCACCUGCGAAAUUUGCUCUCACCGCUGGAAAUUUUCGUAGAUUUUAUCUUGAUCGUUAUUCCUUUUUUCUUAUAUACAUUUAUCCUCUUGCGUAUCCGAUGCAUCCUUUCCUCUCCUUUCCUCUCCUUUCCUCUCCUUCCCUCUCUCUUUCUCUCCCUUUCUCUCCCUUUCUCUCCCUUUCUCUCCCUUUCUCUCCCUUUCUCUCCCUUUCUCUCCCUUUCUCUCCCUUUCUCUCCCUUUCUCUCCCUUUCUCUCCCUUUCUCUCCUUUCCCCUUCCCCCUUCCGUUCAAUUGGUUUGGUCAAUCCAACGGGGGAUUUUAACAAUAACGAAUAGUCAGGUCGGGUGCGAUAAUAAAUAAAUUGAGCCAAAAAAUUGCACCUUUUUCUUCUUUUCUCUCCCCCUUUACCUCUUAAGAUACUAGCUUUAUAUUAUAUUACGUCUCGUGUACAGUAGUUUUAACUUUCCAUCAAUCUUCCUUAGUCCUCCCUCCCCAACUUUUUUUCUCACAGUUUCUUUCAGUUUCUUUCAGUUUUGCAGCACCGUGCUGUGUGGUGUCGUGGUACUUUUCACCUAGAUGGUGUGAGAUCUUACUUUACCCUGUAUUAAACGGAGUUUUUUUAUUAUCAUUCUUGUGAUAUAUUUCACUUUUCCUUCCUCUCCCUCAUCAGGGCAUGGGGUUUUCACUCUUGUCUACCCGAUAUGCUAUCGCUUACUUCCCCACCCAGACUGUUUUGUAUCGUGCAGUUCACGAUUGCCGGCGGUGGGGGUGAGGGGUACGCUAAUUAUGUUUCUGCGAGUUAUGUUUCUGAAGCGGAGGUUGGGAUGGGAGAUGUAUUACUUGUCAUAGAAGUUAUUACUGAUAGCCUUUA
Messenger RNA from Tuber melanosporum (Perigord truffle), 1163 nucleotides. RefSeq lists its product as uncharacterized. The record is from RefSeq and is a predicted model, not a curated record. Gene Ontology annotation, molecular function: RNA polymerase II transcription regulatory region sequence-specific DNA binding; zinc ion binding. The transcript is spliced from 2 exons. Gene Ontology annotation, biological process: regulation of mRNA 3'-end processing; DNA-templated transcription; transcription elongation by RNA polymerase I. NCBI's taxonomy places the organism in Eukaryota, Fungi, Ascomycota, Pezizomycetes, Pezizales, Tuberaceae. Bases 1 to 333 code for a protein of 110 amino acids. Gene Ontology annotation, cellular component: nucleus.